This is a messenger RNA of Paramecium octaurelia, 208 nucleotides long. The record is from the annotation of a GenBank genome assembly. NCBI's taxonomy places the organism in Eukaryota, Ciliophora, Oligohymenophorea, Peniculida, Parameciidae.
AUGGACAUAGUGGGCAAAUGCCAUAUGUAGGCGAUCCAUAAUAGCAACUUGUGCAUUAAUCGAAGUUUGGACCUAUGCAAUAUAUGCAGGAAGGAUAACAUUUUGGAUAUGAUAUAUAAAAGUUUCUAAAUGAAACUUAUCCUUCAAUAGAGUUAGAGACUUAUAAUUGAGUUUAUCCCCAAACAGGGUCUGCUAUUGUAAAAUUGAC